AUGGCGCAAGCAGCAAAGCAGCUCGAGAAAGAGAGGUCUCCGCAGGAGGCUCAGGUGGCUCUCGCUACGGAUGGACGAUGGGGCCUGAGAGUGAAUUUGUGCGAAAUGGAUGUUGUUUUGGUCGAGGAACAUGCUUUAUCGGACGAGUCGACAAGUCCGUCAGACCGAAGGCUCAAAGGAACAGACGCAUUCACAACGCAAGAACUAGACCCUUACCUCUGCACGAGCACUAUCGGCUCGGAAGAUUGCAUGCUCACAGAAAACGUCGACUGGCUGGCGGUGGCAGGAUCUCUUCUCACGUGGAAAGGUGCUCAGCCCAAAGACGGAGGCGGCUCGUACAAGGACACAAGUUGUCAUAUUACGGAAAGCAUGGCAAUGUCAGGGUGAGAUGAUGAAACAAAAGUCAAUUUCCUUGCCAAAGGUCGUAAAUAACAUGAUCAUUUUUAUGUCCGGCCACGAGCUCCUCAGAGCCGGCAGCCAUUGGAACGGUAACGUCCCGAGAAGAACCACCACGCGCCAAACUCCCC
This is a messenger RNA of Verticillium alfalfae VaMs.102, 527 nucleotides long. RefSeq lists its product as hypothetical. The coding region runs from base 1 to 387 and encodes 128 amino acids. NCBI's taxonomy places the organism in Eukaryota, Fungi, Ascomycota, Sordariomycetes, Glomerellales, Plectosphaerellaceae. The record is from RefSeq and is a predicted model, not a curated record. The transcript has 2 exons.